UUCAUUUCAAUGAAAGACCAAAUAUGUUUUUCAAAUACAUACUGUAUGUAAUCAGUACACUGUAUAGCGUAUGUUAUCACACUGACCAAAAUGUACACAUUUUCGUCUGGAGAUGUAAGUUGAAAAAUUCCCAGGUUAUGUUGAUUAACAACUACUUCUCUGGAUAUUAUUUGCCAUUGAUUACUCAGAUUUUGUAGUAUGGAUUCAUACUGUGUAACUGCUGGAGGGAUUAAAAAGAUUAUAUUUGGGAAAGGCACAAGAUUACAAAUUCAAUCCAGGGAGAGCAAGGAACCAUCUUACUAUCAGUUGAAAAACAAUGAAACAACAGCUUGUCUGGCAACAGAUUUCAGCUCAUUCAAUUCGACUCAAGUCGACACAAGCAUAUUUAAUAAUGAAGCCACCAGAAUGAAGGAGGACCCGUACUACAGCCAGGUUGCUCUAAACAAAAAAUGCCCCUAUAACAAUAAUCAAACGUGUACAGCAGAUGGUAUUGAAUCAGAUGGAAAGACCAGAUUCCUAUCACUGACCAUUCUGGGCCUGAGAAUCCUGUUUGUGAAGACCAUCAUUUUCAAUGUGCUGAUGACUCUUCGGGUGUGGAUGAGCUAGAAUACAGCAGUCUGUCAAAGAAGACAAUAACAUUCACCCCAUCUAUUUGGAAGCAUAGAGAUGUUAUUUGCCAUAAUUGUAAUUUUCUUCUGUAAUAUUAUGUAGUAUUCUAAAAAGCAAAGUUAAUGUUUAGUGUAUGUUUAUAGUUCUAUUGAGAAACACGUUUUAUUUGUCAUUUGCUAAUUAAGAGGACUACUGUGUUGUACAGUAAAAAAAACAAAGUAUGUUGGUAUAUAUGUUUUUUCCCCCUCUUCAACUGUUAUUUUCAUUUUUGUCUGGACAUUUCACCUUCUGAAAUCGUAAUGCUUAAUCUGAUUAUUCUGUAUUUACAGUGAACUGUCAAUUGUUUAACAACUAAUCCAAGCAUCCUUCAUACUCUGUGUGUACACACUGAUGUAUACAUUCAUUUGUAUGUAGUAAAAAUGAUUUAAAAUGUCUUAGUUUGUAUAUCAGCCAUAAAUGUGUUUUUGAACUUUUCUGUUUUGAUGAAAAUAUUUCUACAAUUAAAUAAAAUAAGAAUUUGAAGCUA
This is a messenger RNA of Hypomesus transpacificus, 1135 nucleotides long. RefSeq names its product M1-specific T cell receptor alpha chain-like. The record is from RefSeq and is a predicted model, not a curated record. Lineage: Eukaryota; Metazoa; Chordata; Actinopteri; Osmeriformes; Osmeridae. The transcript is spliced from 5 exons. The coding region runs from base 199 to 606 and encodes 135 amino acids.